AUGUCAUUCCUAUUGCACACUGUCUAUCGCACCAAUCCUAUUUUCAUUCUUUCUAUCUAUCAAUCUAUUUUCAGACCGUCUUUUUCAAUCUAUUUUCAUUCCAUCUACUAUCCUUUUCAUCUCCUAUUUUCUAUCUAUCCAUCUAUCGCCUCUAAUUUUUUUCCAUAUAUCGUCUCAUUUGGAAAUCUUAUUUUCAGACCAUAUCGCCUAAUUCUAUUUUGCAAUUGGUAUCCCUCUAUCUAUCUAUCUAUCUAUCUAUUUUCAGACCAUCUCAACCUCAAUCUAUUUUCAGACCGUCUCUUUUUUUUUCUUUUUUCAAAACCAUCUCAAGCCUUAUCUAUCUAUUUUCAGACCAUCUCACGCCUAUCAAUCCUAAUUCUAUUUCUAUCUAUCUAUCUAUCAAUCCUAUUUCAAACUUUCUAUUUCAAUCCUUUCUUUUCAGACCGCCUCAUUGAAUCAAUCUAUUUUCUAUCUGUCUCACGCCCUUCCCUUUUUUCAAUUCUGUUUCUCAUUCAGCUAUCAAUCGUCUCAAUCGACAUUCUUUCUAUCUUUCAAACCAUCUUUCCCCAAUCUAUCUUUCAGAUCUUGCCUCUUUCUUUCUAUCCCUAUUGA
Messenger RNA from Acanthosepion pharaonis, 612 nucleotides. Lineage: Eukaryota; Metazoa; Mollusca; Cephalopoda; Sepiida; Sepiidae. The record is from the annotation of a GenBank genome assembly.